AGUCGCAGGUACCAAUAGCAACGCUUAAACCAGCGUCAGUUCGUUAGUCUGUGCGUCAGUUGAACUUUCACAAUUGUGAGGUACACGUCUGGAUUUUCACGCAAAUUGUUACGCAGAGAAAAUUGAGUGAUCAACAAUGGCGCGUACAAAGCAAACAGCACGUAAAUCAACGGGAGGAAAAGCGCCCCGUAAACAGCUCGCCACAAAGGCAGCGAGGAAGUCGGCCCCGUCCACCGGUGGUGUCAAGAAGCCCCAUCGUUAUCGUCCUGGUACCGUCGCCCUCAGAGAAAUUAGGAGAUACCAAAAGUCUACCGAAUUGUUGAUCAGGAAGUUGCCAUUCCAACGUUUGGUGAGAGAAAUCGCCCAGGAUUUCAAAACUGAUUUGCGUUUCCAGUCUGCUGCCAUUGGAGCCCUUCAGGAAGCCAGUGAGGCCUACCUUGUCGGUCUGUUUGAAGAUACAAACUUGUGCGCCAUCCACGCCAAGCGUGUGACAAUUAUGCCGAAAGACAUUCAGCUUGCCCGAAGAAUUCGUGGAGAGCGUGCUUAAGUUUCUUAUAUUUAUAUACACAUUUAUACACCCAUUGUAGUUUACAUUGUCGAGUUUCAUGAAUUUUUUUCAUUAAUAGUUGUAGUACUAUUUUAUUUUAUACAAUUGUGGUUUAAUGUCUUGUCCAUUGCACAUCAUUAAAUUUUUGAUUUAAUUUCUGUUCUUUAAUUGCUAGUAGAAUAAUAUUACAGUUACAGUGUAAUAAUGAAUGUGUUCAAAACUUUUUGACUUAGUUGAAAUUUAUUUUUUGUUCUACAGGAAAGGAUUUAGUGUAGGUUUGUCUUUAAGUUAGUAUUUAAGUUUUGUACAUCAACAGACAAUGAUGACUCUCAGUUUGACUCUGGUUGAAAUAACAUCUGAUAUAUGGAUCAGGUUUGUGGAUGCCCAGUUACCAUCGGUCAGUAAAAUUGCCAUUGUAAAACUGUGAGUUCAUUGCCAUUUUUUAGAUAAAGUAGCGUAAUUUCGAAAAUGGCAACAUAUAAUAAAAUUUAUUAGUACAAA
Aethina tumida (small hive beetle) is the source of this 1048-nucleotide messenger RNA. Its product is annotated as histone H3.3A. Gene Ontology annotation, cellular component: nucleosome. The record is from RefSeq and is a predicted model, not a curated record. Bases 137 to 547 code for a protein of 136 amino acids. Lineage: Eukaryota; Metazoa; Arthropoda; Insecta; Coleoptera; Nitidulidae. Gene Ontology annotation, molecular function: DNA binding; structural constituent of chromatin; protein heterodimerization activity. The transcript has 3 exons.